Molecule: messenger RNA, 627 nt
Organism: Talaromyces amestolkiae
Lineage: Eukaryota; Fungi; Ascomycota; Eurotiomycetes; Eurotiales; Trichocomaceae
Exons: 1
Coding region: 1-627 (208 amino acids)
Cellular component (GO): cytosol
Molecular function (GO): oxidoreductase activity; FMN binding
Source: RefSeq, a predicted model, not a curated record
AUGGCUCCUCUUCAAAUCGGUCUUCUUCUCGGUUCAAGUAGACCCAACCGUAUUAGCCCACAAGUGGGCAACUGGAUCAAAACAUUUCUCGAGUCAAUUAGGGCAACGAGCCCCGAGUUUUCUAUAUCGACUGUUGAUAUAGAGACGUUCGGUUUACCUGCUUUUAACAAACCGGUCCAUCCGGCGCUGAUUAGUGACCUAUCGACAUUCAUCAGCCCAUCGGUACGUGCUUGGAAUCACGAAGUUGCCAAAUACGACGCAUAUAUUGUUGUGUCCCCGGAAUACCACGCGGGUAUUCCUGGCACACUUAAAAAUGCCCUGGACUUCCUCUAUCAUGCCUGGGCCGGAAAAUCAGCGAUGAUUGUGACCUAUGGCAUCAUGGGCGGCGCCUCCGCCAGUGAAGGUCUUCGUGUGAUUCUUGAAAAGGGAUUCAGAAUGAAAGUGUCUUCAUUUGUCCCGAGACUGGAAUUCCCCGGUCGAGAUCCCACGAAGAACAACUCCAGUCCGGCAUUGAUGGAAGCGAUGCAGGGAAAGUUGUCUGUUGAUACCGUGAAGAGCUGGGAGAGUGAAACAGAGGAAAUCUUACAGGGAUUCAAGGAAAUAUUGGAGUUUGCCACUGCGAAGUAG